AUGGAUAGGAGACUUCAUUCAGCAGUUUGGGACAACAAAGUUGAUGAGGUGGAAGCUCUGUUGAAUGCAGGAGCGUCAGCUAAUGCGUGUGAUAGUAUUGGAUAUCCUGUACUUGUUACAGCUUGUGAUAAAGGCUACAUUUCCAUUGCACAAUUUCUCUUACAGAAAGGAGCAAAUGCUAACAAAGCAACUCCUCAUCAUAACGUCUUGCAUAAGAAACAAAUAGUGAAUGUGAAUGAAAAUGAAAAAAAAGGUGGGACUGCUUUAAUGUAUGCAGCAAUUCAUGGUUAUGAUUCACUAAUUGUUAUGUUAUUAUCAUCCAAUGCUGAUGGUAGUCUGAAGGAUAAGUUUGGAUGGACAGCAUUGCAUUAUGCUGCUUACAACAAUCAGUCCAAAGUUGUUCGUAUUCUGUUAGAGAAUGGAUGUGAUAUGAACAUGAAAACCAAUGAUGGAGAAACAGCACUGCAAUUAGCUGUCAGCCGGAAUCAGAAAGAUGCUGCAGAUGCAAUCAAGACAUUCACUACCACUACACCUACACAACAACCUCCAAGACAAGUGGCUGGAAUAGGAAAUGAGCAGUUAGUAGAGCAGCUGAUGCAACAAAUAGAACAACUGAGAAAUGAAGGUUCAGCAAAAGAUAGAGAAAUUGCUGAAAUGAGAAAACAAAAUGCAGACCUACAGACCGCAUUGAGAGGGGAGAGACUGCAGAGAGAAGAUGCAGUUAGUGAAGAGAGAAGAGAGAAAGGAGAACUCUUGCAAAGGUUACGACAAGAACAAGAAGACAAACGCAAUGUUCAGAAGGAUCUAGAUGAAGCUCGAACACAAAUCGAGCAACUAAGUGAAGAGAAAGCAAAUCUUCGGCAACUACUGAAUGAAAAGCAAAGAGAAAAGGCCACCAUUGAAGAGCUUCUCUCAGAUGCUGUUACAGCAAUUGAACGACACAAGCAAAGGCAGGAAGUUUUCAAUAUUCCUUCACAUGACAUUCAAUUGACUGGCACAGAACUUGGACGUGGAUCAUAUGGAGUUGUUUGUGUUGGAUAUUGGCGUGACUGUCCUGUUGCUGUCAAACUGUUGUAUGAUCAUUUGGCUGCUGUUCAACGCAACAGUCAACUUGUACAACAAGAAGCAUUCGUAGCAUGGAAGAUACAUCAUCCAAACAUUGCUACUGUUUGUGGUGUGACUCUGGAGUUGGAAGAGAAGAAGGCAUGGAUUAUCAUGGAAUUACAUAGCGGCUCCAUGUCUGGUGUGAUUGAUGCAUGUCAAGGAGAUGUUGCACCUCUCACUCUACGAGAAAAAGUUGACAUGACACAUGAUUCUUUGUGUGGACUGGAUUACAUUCACAACAUGCAACCUAAGAAGAUUCUUCACGGUGACAUCUGUCCAAUAAACAUCCUGGUUACAGCAACGAUGAGAGCCAAACUGGGUGAUCUAGGAGCUGCUCGUUUUGAAGAUGCUUCACUUUCAGUCGGUCUGCUCAGUCCACAAUACACACCUCCUGAGAGAUAUGAUGUUCCAACUUUACCAAAAAGCACCAGGACCGACGUGUACAGUAUGGGUGUGACCAUAUGUGAGCUCUUCACUGCUGUUCCUCCAGAUCGUGAACAAAGGAUGGAUCAAGUCUUACUCAUCCGUCAAAUAGAUGUCUGUGCUUUAUGUAAGCACUUGAUGAGAGAUGAUCCUGCCACACGACCAACAGCAACAGAAGCCCGUCGUAUUAUCAGUCGUAUUCGUGAUACAGACGAGUAUAAAGCAUGUCCUCCUAAACGAAUGGUAAAGGGCAAGAUGGAUGGAAUAGCUGAUGUCACUGUCGUUUAGUCCAUUUGGUGAAGUGUACAUUUGAUUGAAGCAUGUGUUUGUUACUUGACACCAUUUAUAUGUUGUUACAAGGUAUUCACUUAGCAAUAGCAAUAUCUUUAGCUUUGAAGGAUCACAUUGUAUUUUGUUAUCUCAUUGGUGAGACAUUAUAGAACUAGCGUGUUUUACUGUUUGAACUUUGACAUUGUUAUUCAGUAUUUGUAGGUUUGAUGUGUAUCACCUAGUCACGUGACAUUAUAGUAUGUUUUGAUUCUA
Corticium candelabrum is the source of this 2070-nucleotide messenger RNA. RefSeq names its product probable serine/threonine-protein kinase DDB_G0281745. The record is from RefSeq and is a predicted model, not a curated record. Bases 1 to 1815 code for a protein of 604 amino acids. Gene Ontology annotation, biological process: protein phosphorylation. Gene Ontology annotation, molecular function: protein binding; protein serine/threonine kinase activity; ATP binding. NCBI's taxonomy places the organism in Eukaryota, Metazoa, Porifera, Homoscleromorpha, Homosclerophorida, Plakinidae. The transcript has 9 exons.